AUGCGCGCGCCGACGAUUGUGAUUCGGUGUCCAAUACGCAAGUCCGCAUUUCGUAGCUGCCGAGAGAAGUUUUCCGCACUGAAGGGCAGUUCAAGAUCACUAGCCCCGACGGUUUUACUUAAUAAUAUUAGUAAAAAAAUUGUUAGUUCGAAUUGUGUUAAUAUGGUUUGGUCGACAGUCUACGAUGGAAAAACCGAGAUGGGAUCCGGUGACAAACCAGCCAUGCAACUGGUGGCUGCUGAUGCUGCGUCUCACUUGCAGCACAUGUGCGCUCUGGACAUAGAUUCCAAGGCUUCCUAUGUCCGUCUGUCUGGCAUCAUCUGCACCAUUGGGCCGGCAUCUCGCGAUGUGGCUAUGUUGGAGAAGAUGAUGGAGACUGGAAUGAACGUGGCUCGUAUGAACUUCUCUCACGGCUCACACGAGUACCACGCGGAGACCAUCAAGAACUGCCGCCAGGCCGAGGCAAAUUACAGCAAGAGGCUGGGAGUUCCAUUCUCACUGGCUAUAGCACUCGAUACUAAGGGACCAGAAAUCAGAACCGGGCUUUUGGAAGGCGGUGGUUCAGCAGAAGUUGAAUUAAAAAAAGGCGAGACUAUCAAAUUGACUACAGAUCCUGCUUACCAAGAAAAGGGUUCAGCCAGUGUUAUAUACCUGGACUACAAGAACAUUACCAAUGUAGUGAAGCCAGGGAACAGAAUCUUUAUUGAUGACGGUCUCAUCUCAGUCAUCUGUCAGUCAGCGACUGGUGACACCCUCGUCUGUCAGAUUGAGAAUGGAGGUAUGCUUGGAUCUCGUAAGGGUGUGAACCUCCCCGGCCUGCCGGUAGACCUUCCAGCUGUUUCAGAGAAGGACAAAUCUGACUUGAUCUUUGGUGUUGAACAAGGGGUCGACAUGAUAUUUGCUUCAUUCAUCAGGAAUGGUGCUGCUCUGAAAGAGAUUCGCGGCAUUCUUGGGGAGAAGGGAAAGAACAUCAAGAUUAUCUCUAAGAUUGAAAACCAUCAGGGCAUGGUUAACCUCGAUGAAAUCAUUGAGGAAUCCGAUGGUAUUAUGGUAGCUCGUGGUGACUUGGGUAUUGAGAUCCCACCAGAAAAAGUGUUCUUAGCGCAAAAGACAAUGAUCGCUCGCUGUAACAAGGUCGGAAAACCAGUGAUAUGCGCGACCCAGAUGUUGGAAUCUAUGGUGAAGAAGCCUCGUCCCACUCGUGCUGAGACAUCUGACGUGGCUAACGCUAUCUUGGACGGAGCAGACUGUGUGAUGUUGUCCGGAGAGACAGCUAAGGGAGACUACCCACUGGAGUGUGUCCUUACAAUGGCUAACAUCUGCAAGGAGGCUGAGGCAGCUAUCUGGCAUAAGCAGCUGUUCAACGACCUUGUACAACAGGUAAAAACUCAAGGAGACCCAGCACACUCGGUGGCCAUAGCAGCUGUUGAGGCUGCCACCAAGUGUAUGGCGUCUGCUAUAGUGGUGAUCACCACCAGCGGCCGGUCCGCUUACCUUCUUAGCAAGUACCGACCUCGCUGUCCCAUCAUCGCUGUCACCAGACAUCCUCAGACAGCCCGACAGGCACAUCUGUAUAGAGGAGUCUUGCCCAUCGUUUACGAAGAGGGCGUUGCGAGCGACUGGCUCAAGGACGUCGACAACCGCGUCCAAUACGGCUUGAAGUUCGGUCGCGCGCGCGGCUUCCUUCACACAGGCGACAAUGUAGUAGUCGUUACAGGAUGGAGACAAGGAUCCGGAUUCACUAACACCAUGAGGGUCAUUUCAGUGGUUUAG
Molecule: messenger RNA, 1773 nt
Organism: Danaus chrysippus (African queen)
Lineage: Eukaryota; Metazoa; Arthropoda; Insecta; Lepidoptera; Nymphalidae
Source: the annotation of a GenBank genome assembly